AUGACAUGUCCGUGUGUUGACCAAUGGAAGGCAAUAAUUCUACCUCGAGCCAGCCAUCAUCACACCCGAAACGACAACGAAUACAUCUCCGUGACAAUGGCUGCUUUCCCUCCUCCCCCGGUCAACACCAUUGACUGGUCCAACGUCGGCUUCAAGGUCCGCGAAGUCAAUGGCCACAUCGAGUCGACCUACUCCAAGACCACCGGCCAGUGGUCGCCCCUGAAAUUCGUCGCCGACCCCUACAUGCGCAUCCACGGCAUGUCGCCGGCCCUCAACUACGGCCAGCAGGCCUACGAGGGCCUCAAGGCCUUUCGCCUGCCCGGCGACUCGGCCAUUGCCAUCUUCCGGCCCGACCGCAACGCCAAGCGCCUGCAGCACUCGGCCGACGUCGCGUCGAUGCCGCACGUCCCCGAGGCCAUGUUUGUCGAGGCGUGCCGCGCCGCCGUCGCGCUCAACGCGGGCUUCGUGCCGCCGCACGAGACGGGCGCGGCCAUGUACGUCCGCCCGCAGCUGUACGGCUCGAGCGCGCAGCUGGGGCUCACGGCGCCCGAGGAGUACACCUUUGCCGUGUUCGUCAUCCCGACGGGCGUGUACCACGGCACGCACCCCGUCAAGGCGCUCAUCCUCGACGACUUUGACCGCACGGCGCCCAAGGGCACCGGCCACGCCAAGAUUGGUGGCAACUACGCGCCCGUGCUGCGCUGGAGCGACAAGGCCCGCAACGAGGGCUACGGCAUCACGCUGCACCUCGACAGCGCGCGCCACGAGGAGAUUGACGAGUUUAGCACGAGCGGGUUCAUUGGUGUGGUGGCCAGGAGCGAGACGGACGUCACGCUCGUGGUGCCCGACUCGAGCUGCGUGAUUGACAGCGUCACGAGCGACAGCGUGCAGGAGAUUGGCCGCAGCUGGGGGUGGAAGGUGGAGAAGCGCGCGGUCAAGUACAGCGAGCUGCCGAGCUUCACAGAGGUCAUGGCCGCGGGCACGGCGGCGGCGCUGGUGCCGAUCCGGUCGAUCACGCGCCGCAGCAAGGGCGGCCUGCCGACCGACGCCAAGAAUGUGACGACGGAUGCCGAAUCGGAGACGGUGACGUACAUCCCGGAGGCGCAGGAAGAUGCGGGCCCUAUAUGUCUAAAGGUCCUGGCGCAGCUCAAGGGCAUCCAGCUGGGCAAGGUGGAGGAUACGUUUGGCUGGCGGUGCAAUGUGGGUGUGGAGGAUCUCAAGGUCGAUGGCGCGCAGACGAAUGGGCAGGCGACGCCGCAGACUGUGGACCAGAUGGACUAA
Messenger RNA from Akanthomyces muscarius, 1281 nucleotides. RefSeq lists its product as uncharacterized. NCBI's taxonomy places the organism in Eukaryota, Fungi, Ascomycota, Sordariomycetes, Hypocreales, Cordycipitaceae. Gene Ontology annotation, molecular function: branched-chain-amino-acid:2-oxoglutarate transaminase activity. The record is from RefSeq and is a predicted model, not a curated record. Gene Ontology annotation, biological process: branched-chain amino acid metabolic process. The transcript has 4 exons. Bases 1 to 1281 code for a protein of 426 amino acids.